AUGGCAGGGCCGCGGGUGAACGUGAACGUUGGCGUGCUGGGCCACAUCGACAGCGGCAAGACGGCGCUGGCCAGGGCGCUGAGUACCACGGCCUCCACGGCCGCCUUCGACAAGCAGCCGCAGAGCCGCGAGCGCGGCAUCACGCUCGACCUGGGCUUCUCUUGCUUCUCGGUGCCGCUGCCCCCGCGCCUGCGGCCAGCGCUGUCCACGCACGGGCCCGAGCUCCAGCCCGGAGAGCCGCUGCUGCAGGUCACGCUGGUCGACUGUCCCGGGCACGCCUCCCUCAUCCGGACCAUCAUUGGCGGGGCCCAAAUCAUUGAUCUGAUGAUGCUGGUCAUCGAUGUGACCAAGGGGAUGCAGACGCAGUCAGCAGAAUGCCUGGUGAUUGGUCAGAUUGCCUGCCAGAAGCUGGUCGUGGUUCUCAACAAGAUCGACCUCUUAGCCGAGGAGAAGAGACAGGCAGCAAUAGACAGGAUGACCAAGAAGAUGCAGAAGACCCUGGAGAACACCAAGUUCCGAGGUGCACCCAUUAUACCUGUGGCCGCCAAGCCUGGGGGACCGGAGGCCCCUGAAACUGAAGCUCCACAGGGCAUCUCAGAGCUCAUUGAGCUCCUGACGUCACAGAUUUCCAUUCCAACGAGAGACCCAUCAGGACCGUUCCUCAUGUCGGUGGACCACUGCUUCUCCAUCAAAGGCCAGGGCACCGUGAUGACUGGGACCAUCCUCUCGGGCUCCAUCAGUCUUGGUGACAGUGUGGAGAUUCCUGCCCUCAAGGUGGUGAAGAAGGUGAAGUCCAUGCAGAUGUUCCACAUGCCCGUGACCUCAGCCAUGCAGGGGGACCGGCUGGGCAUCUGCGUCACACAGUUUGACCCCAAGCUGCUGGAGCGCGGGCUGGUGUGCGCCCCUGAGUCCCUGCACACUGUCCACGCGGCACUCAUCUCUGUGGAGAAGAUCCCGUACUUCCGGGGGCCCCUGCAGACCAAGGCCAAGUUCCACAUCACCGUGGGCCAUGAGACAGUCAUGGGCCGUCUGAUGUUCUUCAGCCCCGCCCCCGAUGCUUUCGACAGUGAGCCUGUGCUGGACUCCUUCGACUUCUCUCGAGAAUACCUCUUCCAGGAGCAGUACCUUGGCAAGGAUUCAGCGGGGCCUGUGGCAGAGGAGGAGGCUGACAAAAAGGCAGGCCCGGCCGCAGAGGGCCGCUGCCCUCGGCAGCAGUGGGCCCUGGUGGAGUUCGAGAAGCCCGUCACGUGCCCCCGGCUGUGCCUGGUGAUUGGCUCCAGGCUCGACACGGACAUUCAUGCCAACACGUGCCGCCUGGCCUUCCACGGCAUCCUGCUGCACGGGCUGGAGGCCAAGGACUACGCCGAGAGCUUCCUGCCCACGCUGAAGGUGUUCAAGCUCAAACACAAGCAUGGCCUCGUGGAACGGGCAAUGGAUGACUACAGUGUGAUUGGCCGCUCCCUGUUCAAAAAGGAGACCAACAUUCAGCUCUUCGUGGGGCUCAAGGUGCACCUGUCCACUGGGGAGCAGGGUGUCAUUGAUAGCGCCUUUGGCCAGAGUGGCAAGUUCAAGAUCCACAUCCCAGGCGGCCUCAGCCCAGAGACCAAGAAGAUCCUGACUGCAGCUGUGAAGAAGCGGGGGCGGGCGGGCCGUGGGGAGGCCGCCCCACAGGAGGAGGGUACCGAGCGACCGGAGCCCACGCAGCACGUGGCACUCAACCUGUCUUUCAAGCGCUACGUCUUCGACACCCACAAGCGCAUGGUCCAAUCACCCUGACCUGCCCUGCCUUGCUGAGGCCCACACCACGCUGCAGUGCCGAAUGCCCGACCAGAUGUGCCUCAACCUCCCUCAGGCUCUCAGCGUGAUCUUGCAGGCAUCUGAGUGCUUGGUGAGAAGCCAGGGCAUGGGGGAUGGUGUCCUCGUUCAGCGCCAGGAGGGUCUGCCAGUCCACUGUCUCAGCCAGGGCAGCAGCCAGGCCCAGCUAGGAAAGGGCCUGGACCAGUGACAGCCAAUUCUGUCUCCCAGGCUGUCCCAGCUAUCAGCCAUCUGGGGCCACACUUGGCCCAUGCCCCCAGGUGGGCAGG
Ochotona curzoniae (black-lipped pika) is the source of this 2084-nucleotide messenger RNA. RefSeq names its product eukaryotic elongation factor, selenocysteine-tRNA specific (gene EEFSEC). The transcript has 7 exons. The record is from RefSeq and is a predicted model, not a curated record. Gene Ontology annotation, molecular function: GTPase activity; translation elongation factor activity; GTP binding. Lineage: Eukaryota; Metazoa; Chordata; Mammalia; Lagomorpha; Ochotonidae. Gene Ontology annotation, biological process: selenocysteine incorporation. The coding region runs from base 1 to 1776 and encodes 591 amino acids.